AGAUCACGGGUUCUCUCCCUUUUUCUUUGUCCAACUGCACAGCUCUAAGCUCUUCAAGAACUGAAUUCUGCUACCGCAGUCCAACUUAGAUACUUGAAGCGUAGGUAGAGGUUGGAUUUUGUACCAUCAUACUGGACGUGUUCUGUCGUCAUUCCAAGGCUAUGGCAUGUCUUCUUGGGUUGCUCUCUAUUGAUCCGGAUACUUAUCCCCUGUCUGCGCUUAUAUACUGUCUGUCUGCCUUACUGAAUUCACCUUUGGUAGUAAUAUGUCAUCCCACUGUGUGCUGAUUUCAGAAAAAAGAUAAAAGAACUAUAUUUUGCCAUCAAUUUUUUCACUAGUGAACUGCCAGUCUCUUUUGGGGAAAUAAAGAACUUGCACAAGUUAUGCAUUUUCCAAAAUCACAUUUCUGGUUGGAUUCCUCCUGAACUUGGAACCAUUUGCAAUCCCCUGGUUGAGCUUAAUCUGUCGAACAACAACAAUACUGCACCCAGUUCCAAUGACUUUUUCAUCCCGCUUUGGCUCCCAGUAUUUUGAUUUGUUCAAUAACAACUUGAAUGGUUCUCCUUUGAAAAGAUUUUGAGGCCCGAUUGAACCAUCCGUCUUUAUCUGAUUCCAUGCAUACAUUCGUGUAACCAACACCCAACUCUGGAUGGUAAAAUCCUCUGUAUCUUGUUUUCUACUCAUGCUAUUGAUUCACCUGAAAUUUUCUCCUGCUUCCGCCCUCUAUUAUUUAGUUUGCUUUAUUCUCUUGAUUGGUUUCUUUUUUUAUCCUUUACUCCAAGCCUCCUGAAAACUUACUGGAUGUGGCAUUAUUCAGGUGCUAUGUGAAUCUGCAAGCAAGCAUCAAACUAUCGCUGAGAAUAUACGAUUGCAUUUCACUGCUAAUAAGUUUCUUUCACCUGGCAUAUUCUGAUACAGAGAAAAAAUCUACUUGGUUUUUUUUUGUCAUUGGAAGCCCCCUUUUCAAAUUUUGCUGUUUAUUUUAUGUACGAUAUCCAAAACUUGGAAUUGUAUUCCAACACCAUACACAUCCAAUUUUCUUUGUGUGCAGGCAAACUUCUAACUCCACCUCUAAGGUUUCAAUUGAACAUUACAGGUGUUUGAUUCAGGUCAAGUGAUUGAAAGACAGGAGCAAAAUUGCCCUAAAGUCAGGUUUGAUGCUUCAUGUUUCCUCCAGUUCAGUCAUAGCCAAAUUAGGCCUAGUUGUCUUUGGAGAUGAAAUUCGAUAUCGGUGAAUCUGGUGGUGGCUUUGAUGGUGCCUUGAGGUGCUCAACGUAAUUCCCCCAAAUAAAGAGGGAAACAUCCAUCUCGUUCCCGCCUCGGAGAAGAAAAAUUGCAAAAUCUCUUCCGAAAACUUCCGGCGAAAGGAAAUGGCGGCCUCUGCAAAGACUUUACUCGACUUCUUCAAAGAACCCUCUGCUAAGCGUGUCAAGCGAAUCGCCUCAUCUCCUCCUCCGACGGCGGCGGUGACUAAACUUUCUGCUGUCUUCUCGACGUCGUCGUCAUCAUCCCCCACCGCCGGCGGCGAUAACAGAAGCCAAAACGAAGCCGCGCAAUCGGAAGCCCCAAAUUCAAUUCCUGCUACUACCGAUGAUCUCACCAAAGAACAGAAGUCUAGAAUGGAGUUCAACAAAGCACUUGCCCGAGCUAAGCGAAACCUUAAACUCUGCUCCGAUAAAAUUUCCAAAUGUGGGAGUGUAGGACAUGUGAAAUUGGAGGAACUAUUGGUUGAAGAGACAUGGCGGCAAAAGUUACCAGGAGAAUUUGACAAGCCAUAUGCACAGAAAUUGUUUAAGUUUGUGGAGAGUGAAAUACAGAAGGGAGAUGUGCCAGUAUAUCCUCCUCACCAUUUGAUUUUUAAUGCUCUCAAUGCCACUUCUUUUGACUCGGUGAAAGUGGUCAUCAUUGGUCAGGACCCAUACCAUGGACCGGGUCAGGCAAUGGGCCUUUCUUUCUCGGUUCCUGAAGGUGUUAAGGUGCCUUCAAGUCUGAUAAACAUAUAUAAGGAGCUUCAGCAAGAUCUGGGCUGUUCAAUUCCAAAACAUGGGAACUUGGAGAGAUGGGCUUUACAGGGGGUUUUGUUGCUCAAUGCUGUCUUGACAGUUAAACAGCAUCAAGCGAAUUCACAUGCGAAGAAAGGUUGGGAACAGUUUACUGAUGCUGUAAUCAAAACACUUUCAAAGGAAAAAGUUGGUGUCAUUUUUCUUCUUUGGGGAAAUUAUGCCCAAGCAAAGGCCAGGUUGAUUGACGAGACAAAGCACUAUGUUCUCAAGUCGGCUCAUCCAUCUGGUCUUUCUGCGAACCGAGGCUUCUUUGGUUGCAGACAUUUUUCUAAGACUAACCAGAUUCUGGAGAAAAUGGGAGUUUCCCCCAUUGAUUGGCAACUGUAGCCUAGAAGAUCAAACUUACAUUUUGAAGAUCACUUUUGCUGCAGAUAAAUUGGCAAACUUGUGGUGCAUUCUAGGUUACAAGGAUCUAAUUAGAUUUAAUGUUAACAUACCUCAUUUUGCGAGGUUGACAGAAAUUGUUGUAGUAAUAGUGCAAGGAUAUUGGUGACAAGGCGAAUGUUACCAAUUUUGUGUAUCAUAGCAAGUUAUCAAUUUAUUCUGAUUGUUAUUCUUCAUUUGCA
Molecule: messenger RNA, 2629 nt
Organism: Oldenlandia corymbosa var. corymbosa
Lineage: Eukaryota; Viridiplantae; Streptophyta; Magnoliopsida; Gentianales; Rubiaceae
Source: the annotation of a GenBank genome assembly